CUCCUCCCCCGUGGUUGCCGGGCAACUCCCCGACGCGUUCCACCUUCGCAGCGUGGAAGUCAGAAGCCCAGGAACGCGGUUUCUCAGUCCCGCCUCUAAUCAUGGCUUCACUUCGUACUGCCACCCCCAGGCUGAAGAGCUACUUCAGGGACAACUACAUCCCUCAGAUAUGUGAGGCGCUGUUAUGUGGUUUGCUUGUGACCUGUCCCGAGGACCCAUUGAAAUAUUUAGAGCAAAUGAUCAAAAUUAUCAUUAACAAUGGUCUGGAAAACCUUCUUUGGGAUAUGUGCAUUGAUCCAUCACUGAAACCAAAAAUCCGAAGACUGUCUGAAACUUACUUGGAACAACUCUUUGGACUCGAUGAACAGCUGGUGACUCCAGAGUUGAUGCUAAAAGCAUGCACAUUUUACACUGGACGUUUAGUAAAGAGCCAUUUUGGUGGUUGGAAAGAAGUCACCAUACCUCGUGCAAAUCAAGAGGCUAUCUUGGCUGAAAAAAUGGGGAGAGCAAUAGCACAUGAUAAUCGUAGAUGUCAAAAAUUAGCUUUCAUUCGCUGGUUCACUUAUGUGGAAAACAGUAAAGAAAAGAUUAUGGCUUCACUGCUCCGGUUGCGACAGAUGUAUUAUCUCCACAGGCAAAGGAUCGUCCUAACGAAAUGGAGGGAGAUCGCCAGACAGAAGAGUAAAAGAAGAGAAGAUGAAUUGAUUUUGAAACAUGAACUUCAGUUGAAAAGAUGGAAGUUCAAGUUAAAAUCCAAAGUAGCUGAGGAAAAACACUUUAGCAUGGAGCUAAGUUUCUCUGACGAUGCUACGUUGGAUAUGGAAUUUGACAUUACAGCAUUACCUCAACAAGCAAUCUUGCAGAUUUUCUUGUACCUCACUUUAAAAGAUAUGAUCAUGUGUAGUCAAGUCUGCCGCUCCUGGAUGGCGAUGAUACAGCAAGGCUCCCUGUGGAAUGCUAUUGAUUUUUCCACUGCAAAAGACAUUACAGAUAAACGUGUCGUGAGUACUUUACAAAAGUGGCGUCUAACUGUGCUGCGUUUGAACUUCCGAGGCUGUCUCUUCCGAACAAAAACCUUGAGAGCUGUCAGCCACUGUAAAAACUUGCAGGAGUUGAACGUCUCCGACUGCCCAUCUCUUACAGAUGAAUCGAUGAGACACAUUUCCGAGGGCUGCCCUGGGGUCCUGUACCUCAACCUAGCCAACACAACUAUCACCAACAGGACUAUGCGACUCCUGCCCAGGUACUUCCACAACCUACAGAAUCUGAGUCUGGCUUACUGCCGAAAGUUCACCGACAAAGGUUUACAGUACCUGAACUUGGGGAAUGGAUGCCACAAGCUCAUCUAUCUGGACCUUUCCGGCUGCACCCAGAUCUCAGUCCAAGGCUUCAGGAACAUCGCAAACAGCUGCACAGGAAUCAUGCACCUGACCAUCAAUGACAUGCCAACCCUGACGGACAACUGUGUAAAAGUUUUGGUUGCGAAGUGUCCCCGUAUUUCAUCGGUGGUUUUUAUUGGCUCGCCGCACAUCUCUGACUGUGCUUUCAAAGCCCUUUCGUCCUGUAACCUCAAAAAGAUCCGAUUCGAAGGAAACAAAAGGAUUUCUGAUGCGUGCUUUAAAUACGUUGACAAGAAUUAUCCCAAUAUGAGUCAUAUUUACAUGGUGGACUGCAAGGCACUAACAGACUGCAGCCUCAAGUCACUUUCACUUUUGAAGCAAUUGGCCGUGUUGAACUUGACAAAUUGUGUAAGGAUUAGUGAUUUUGGCCUGAAGCAGUUUCUUGAUGGUCCUGCGAGUCUGAGGUUAAGAGAACUCAAUCUGACGAACUGCUCUCUCCUGGGUGACACCUCCAUCAUAAGAAUGUCAGAGCGUUGCCCUAAUUUACACUACUUGAAUUUACGAAACUGUGAACAUUUGACGGACCUGGCAAUUGAAUACAUGGCAAACAUGUUAUCCUUAAUAUCAGUAGAUCUUUCUGGAACAUUCGUCUCAAAUGAGAGCAUGGUGAUACUUUCUAGACACAGAAAACUGAGGGAGCUGUCUCUGUCCGAGUGUCCCAAGAUCACCGACCUUGGGAUUCGGAUAUACUGUAAAACCUCACUGAACUUGGAACACUUGGACGUCUCCUACUGCCCCCAGCUGACAGAUGAUGUUAUAAAGACAGUGGCCAUUUUCUGCACUCGAAUCACGUCUCUCAACAUCGCAGGAUGCCCAAAGAUUACUGAUGGAGGGCUGGAGAUCUUAUCUGCAAAGUGCCAUUAUCUGCACAUUUUGGAUAUCUCUGGCUGUAUUCUACUUACAGACCAGGUCCUUCAGGACCUUUCCUUGGGCUGCAAACAACUCCGGAUCCUCAAGAUGCGAUUCUGCAGGUCCAUCUCUGGGGUGGCCGCUGAGAAAAUGUCCUUUCAGGUCCAGUAUCAGGAAUACAGCUCUGAAAACCCUCCAGCGUGGUUUGGCUAUGACUCGGAAGGCAAUCCUCUUGCACAGACUCAUAGCAGAACGCAUAUUAGGGGUCACUCAGAACUGCUAGCCAAAGAGUCAUUCAGCAGUGAUGAGGAGAGUUCAGACUCCAAAUCCAAAUAGAAAACAGAACAUCUAGAACUGACAACUUUUCUUCAUUUGGUGUAAAUAUUGUUACUAGUUCUCAAUAACAAUGCAAAAGAGUAGCACACCUCUGUUUUUUAUUUCAACUGCAAAUGUCAUGUUCAAGGUUGUAAAGGUAACCUGCUCAAGUCACCUUUAAAG
Molecule: messenger RNA, 2747 nt
Organism: Acomys russatus (golden spiny mouse)
Lineage: Eukaryota; Metazoa; Chordata; Mammalia; Rodentia; Muridae
Gene: Fbxl13
Product: F-box and leucine rich repeat protein 13
Exons: 21
Coding region: 102-2585 (827 amino acids)
Biological process (GO): SCF-dependent proteasomal ubiquitin-dependent protein catabolic process
Cellular component (GO): SCF ubiquitin ligase complex
Molecular function (GO): protein binding
Source: RefSeq, a predicted model, not a curated record